Messenger RNA from Athalia rosae (coleseed sawfly), 3951 nucleotides. RefSeq names its product splicing factor, suppressor of white-apricot homolog (gene su(w[a])). The transcript has 8 exons. Gene Ontology annotation, biological process: mRNA 5'-splice site recognition; RNA processing. The record is from RefSeq and is a predicted model, not a curated record. Gene Ontology annotation, molecular function: RNA binding. The coding region runs from base 476 to 2797 and encodes 773 amino acids. NCBI's taxonomy places the organism in Eukaryota, Metazoa, Arthropoda, Insecta, Hymenoptera, Athaliidae.
AAAGAUGGGGAAGAGGAACCGCAGGAGCUGUUGGUGUUCGGAUAUAGCUGCAAAUUGUUUCGGGACGAUGAGAAGGCGCGAAUGAUUGAUCAAGGGAGGCAUUUGAUCCCAUGGAUGGCCGAUAACUCAUUGAAGAUAGACAGGUCCGUUCCCAUAACCUAAGAACUUAAUCACCUUAGGAUACUUAUUUAUCUAUAAUGGCUACUUUUAACGCUCAGAGAAGUGAUGUCGAAUUGAAAACCGAUCGGACUCGUAACCAACGGAAAUACGAUACAAUCAAAAUCGAUUCGAGCAGUUAAUGUAUGGAUAAGCAUUCUGGAAGCUGUUUAAGGUUUCCGCAGGUGUUGCGGCCAACAACGCACUCCAACAGAAUGCACAGUGCACUACGAGUGCAGUGCGUUUGGGAUGCAAGUUCUCCAGCUGAUCGUCGAUACGUCAGCAAGGUGAGACACCGCAGAGAGACAAACAACAGCUGAUGAUCAUUUUAAAUUAUGAUCACUCAGCACGAUACGAUGGGCGUGGAGCAUUGGGUGAUCUGCGGGUGCACGAACCACCACCGGGAGGAUUUGACCUUCGCCAAGUUCUCACCGAGGAUGAAAGAAAAGUGGAACAAAUGUGUGAUGAAGAACGAUACCGGUCUCUGUAUAAUAAUGACGCAGAAGAGACGAUGUACCAUGAAGAAGAAAUGAAAAGACUACAUCAAGCUCUAGGCUCAGAAAAUCCUUAUGGCCAAGUAGCUUACAACUAUAAUGAAGAUUCAAAUAGCCAAACGGCCGGAGGUGAAGACACUCAGAGCCCAAAGCCAUCAGAAGGGUCUCAAGAGGAGGAAGACCGUGCAUUUGUUCCACCCCCAGAGCUGGAGAUUCCCGAGGGAAUGGUUCUGCCGGAAACACAAAAAUUAAAUGCAAUAAUAACAAAAACUGCAUUAUUUAUAAGUCAGCAAGGUGGUCAAAUGGAAAUAUUAAUCAAGGCAAAGCAAUCAAAUAAUCCCCAGUUCUCCUUUCUAUCGAUCGACGGAGCACUCCAUCCAUAUUACAGACAUGUUCUUGCUGCUAUCAAAGAUGGAAAAUACAAUCCCGACAAACAGCCCGAAAAGGAACAAUCCGAAACAGAAGAUGACUCUGAUGAUGAUGAUGAGCCCUACCUACACCCAAGUCUCGCGCCAUCCUUUAGCAAAGUGGAAUCUGCACCCAGUAUUCCGAGCAUCCAAUACAAGCCGUCAGCUGACUGUGCCUACUCAAUGUUAGUGAACAAGAUCACCGGCAAACCUCCACCCCCACGGACACCUCAACAAAUCGAGAUUCCCCCCCAACCGUUAUCACCGGCUGGUUAUUACCCUCCGAUACCCCAACAGAAUUACCCUGUAUCAUAUCCAGCAGCACCCCAACAAUAUGCACAUGGCCCGGUAAUCUAUGGACCAAAUGGCCAAAUCCAAUCACCCCCCCAAGUUAUAUCAGGCGUACCGACACCACCAGCAGAAAGUUUCCCAGUGCAACAAACAAAAGAUACACCUACUCCACUUGUUCCUUAUGGACAAACGCCACCAAAGCCGUUGAGUAGACCGUCGUUUAUCGUUCCACCUGCUGAUAUACAGAUAAUCAUUGAUAAGAUGGCUAGUUACGUUGCUAAAAAUGGUCGAGAUUUUGAAGCCAUUGUCAAGAGUAAAGGCGACCCCAGAUUUAAUUUUCUGGAACUGUCACAUCAAUAUUACGGCUACUAUGCUCACAAAUUAACCAUUUACGAAGGAGCGAUUGAUCCAAAGGUAUUGACGGAGGAACAACUUCUUCAAAAGCAAGAACCUCAGGAAGAGAAACAAAAAAAGUUAGAAGAGCUACAAAAGAAACAGCAACGAAUGGAAGAGGUACAGAAGAGAGUGAAAAUGAUACAGGCUAAAAAGAAAAGUGAUAGUAAACAGGAACAGGGAGGAAAACAGAUAACAACCGUUUCGUUUUCUAUAAAAAAGCCUAAGGAAGGCGAAUCCACGAUUAUUGAAAAACGUAGUGCUUUACCCCUAGAGGAGAGUGACGAUGAUCUUGAGGAUGAAAAACAUGAAACAAAUUCCAAAUCCAACUCUCCUCAAGGUAGCAGUGAUGAGAGCAGAGUGUCAAAAAUAGAUAGAGAAAAUUCGAGGCUUGACCAGAAAACUCUAACAGAAGACAAAGAAUUUGUAGAUCUUACGGAAGAUAUUUUCGAAGACUGCCAAAAGGAGAUCAGAAACAAACAAGCUGAGGAGAGAAUCAAAGACAAACUUGUCGCUGCUGCACGGGAUAAACUUGCUGCUACAUCGCGUGAAAGACAACUUCAAUUAGAAAGGAAAAAAAAAGCUGCUAUGUUUCUUAGUCAAAUACAAACACCAGCUCCAUCAAAAACUGGUCCUAUGCCUGCCAAUCUCCCGUCCAAAAAAAUUGACGAUUCAGACGACAUUCAUUCCAUCCCAUCGCCAACACUGGCUGGAAAUGAUGACUUAGACGCUCGAGUCAAUGGUAGCUCGUUAAUGAAUAGACUCAAAGGUUCAGAUUUGGGGAGUAAACGGCCACGGAUAAAUUCCAGAAGUCGUAGUAGAAGCCGUAGCCAAUCAGAUAGAAGUAAACAACAUAAGAAACAUAAGAAAAAAAAGACCUCACACAAACGGUAUGAAAGUCCAUCAACUUCUCGUUCCCACAAAUCAAAGAAGAGUAAAAAGUCAUCAUCGAGGCACAGGUCACGCUCAAAUACGCCAUUGCAGAGACAUAAAUACGGUAGUAGACAUUCACGGAAAGACAGUAAUUCCAGUGAAUCAGAUUCUGGAUCAUCAUGAAAAAUUAUGUCACCCAAUAGAUUGAUAAGAAUAUAUAUGUAAAAUUGUAAAUAUCGACAUAAUAAUGAAAUGAUUACAUACCUGUAGAAAAAUAAUUGCCAAAAAAUAUACAAAUUUCUACCAAUAAGUUAUUGGCGAUAUAGAUUCAUUUUUGCAUUCCUGUGAACGGGAAACCAUCACUAAUAUUUGAUUUAAGAUUCAGUUCGAACUUGACUUCACUGUCAACAGGUAGAUGCAAUUUUGUGGUUUUGUAUGAAUAGACAACAUACAAACUCCAAAAUGUUUUUGAACCUUUUUCAGUAACGGUUUGAUUUGUAUAAAUUUAAGCAAAUGGUGAUAUUUAUGAUCAUAAAGGCCAGAGGGCUCUUAGGAGAUAACUUAUGACCUUAUGUAUUCACAAUCAAUUAUUUCCGAACAUCUGAACUGCGUAGAUGCCUCCAAAAGAGCCAGUGAUUGGAACAUUUUUCAAGUAUUAUAUCAAUCUGAUUAUUAUGUAAGUGUGUCAUAUAAAAAGAAAAUGAAUUAGCAAAUUUGUUAGAGGCUGAAAAAAUUUUUAGUCUAAGAUUUGGACAAAUUAAUAAUUGACCAGUACAAGGAAUGCUACAUAUCUAAGUUUAUGAGAUUAUCUCAAAUGUAUUGACAAUGUGAGGUUCAAUGUAUGUAAACAUAUCCUGGUAUGAUAUGAUACUAGUGCUGCUAAUUUGUCCGCCAAAUUUGUUCGAUUUUAUCACUACAAAAAGGAUCUUCACUGUAAUUUGCCCAUGAGUCUAAUCAAUCAAUUUAAUGUAAAGCAUUUGGAGAUUUUCUUACAAUAAUCGUGGCCGUACGACGCUUUAGAAGUAUUAUUUCAAAGUAAUGCUUCCACAGUGCACAAUGCUUAAAACUUUGUAUUUAUAGUAUCAUUGUCAACCCAAAAUAAGUUAUGUCGACUGGCUUGCGUCGCAUGCUAAUGUAAUUUUCUAUUACCGUCAAUUGCAUGUGGAUUGAACCAAUGAGACUCGAUUAAUAUUGAUUAUCUUUAUUGACUUAUAAAUGAUCGUCUUGUUGCCACAAACGUUGUGUUCGAACAUGAAUCGAAUCUCGAGGGCUGUUGGCAAGAUUUUAUUUUUAAGUGCCUCGAAGAUUUUUAUAAUUAAUUUUCCAUCAUAAAUAAU